AUGACAAAAAAGUAUUCUACAAACGAUCUUAAACUGUCUAAAUUACUUCAUCGAGAUUUAAACUCUCCUCCAAUAGUUAUUGAUCAUGCCAAUGGUAAUAAUUUAUUCACUCAAGAUCAUCAUCAAUUAUUUGAUAGUGUUGGUGGUGCUGCUGUUAUAUCAGUUGGUCAUAAUAAUAAAGAAGUCAUUAAUGCCAUUACUACUCAAUUACAAAAAGUUUCUUAUUUACAUACCGGAGAAUUCACUGUACCAAUUGCUGAAGAAUUAGCUUAUGAAUUAAUUAAUGGAUAUAAUAAUGGAAAUGAUGAAAUUGAUUUUAAUCGAAAAAUUGUUAAAGUUUAUUUUGCCAAUUCUGGAAGUGAAGCUAAUGAAGCAGCAAUUAAAUUAGUUUUACAAUAUUUUUAUGAACAAGGAAAAUUUACUAAAACACAAUUUAUAUCUCGACAUCAAUCAUAUCAUGGGAAUUGUCUUGGUGGGAUGAGUUUAUCAGGUCAUAUAUCUAGAAGGAAACCAUAUGAAUCAAUUAUUGAUAAUUCACGAUUUUAUAAAAUUGAUCCAUGUUAUGAAUUUAGAUAUAAACAACAAGAUGAAUCAAGUGAUCAAUAUGUGAGAAGAUUACUUGAACAAUUUGAAACAAAAAUAUUACAAAUUGGUCCAGAAAAUGUGGCAGGAUUUUUCGCUGAAACUAUAGUUGGAGCAACUACUGGAUGUGUUUUAGCAACACCAGGUUAUUUCAAAGGAAUUCGAGAAAUUUGUGAUAAAUAUGAUAUCUUGAUGAUACUUGAUGAAAUUAUGUGUGGAUCAGGUAGAACUGGGACUUUUUUCGCUUGGCAACAAGAAGAACAAGGUUCAAUUAUACCUGAUAUUACUACUUGUGGUAAAGCCAUUACUAGUGGUUAUUGUCCAUUAUCAUGUGUUUUUUUUAAUAAAAAAAUACUUGAUGUUUUAUCUCAUGGUUCAAAUUGUUUUAAUUGUGGUCAUACUUAUCAAAGUUUCCCUAUUGCAUGUGCUGCAGCUUAUGCUGUGCAAAAAAUUAUUAAACGAGAUAAUUUAUUAGAUAAUGUUGUUAAAAUGGGAGUCAUUUUACAAGAAUUAUUAAUGAUGAAAAUUGAUCCUUUGGAUAUUGUGGCAAAUAUUCGUGGUCGAGGAUUAUUUUGGGGUAUAGAAUUUUGUAAAAAAAAAUCAACUUUACAACCAUUUGAUCCUUGUUAUAAUGUUGGUAUAAUGAUUGGAGAAUAUACUAAAAAGAAUGGUGUUGUGGUUUAUCCUGGUAAAGGAACAAUUGAUGGAAUUGAAGGUGAUCAUAUAUUAAUUGCACCAAGUUUCACCAUUACCAAAGAAGAAAUUGAAUUUAUUGUUGAUAUUGUUGCUAAAUCAAUUAAAGAAUUUAUAACUAAUGAAGUUGAUUGUUUUAAAUAA
This is a messenger RNA of Candida dubliniensis CD36, 1419 nucleotides long. It is a transcript of the gene BIO32, whose product is annotated as Bio32p. The transcript has a single exon. The record is from RefSeq and is a predicted model, not a curated record. Gene Ontology annotation, cellular component: cytosol. Gene Ontology annotation, molecular function: pyridoxal phosphate binding; transaminase activity. The coding region runs from base 1 to 1419 and encodes 472 amino acids. NCBI's taxonomy places the organism in Eukaryota, Fungi, Ascomycota, Pichiomycetes, Serinales, Debaryomycetaceae.